GUCAGAAGGACGGCGGCAGUCGGCAUCCGCACGCCGCGCCGGCCGCCGCCGCCGGCAGACGUCUACAUGGGUGACCUCUUGACCUGAGCCGCCCGCCUAUGUGACCUCUGACCCCUCAGAACAGGGGCGCCUGUUGCACGUGAAGAACACGUGCUUGCGAGCUUAUAUAACUGGUGUCGACGAUGGUGUCUGUGUGCCUGGUGAUUGUGCUGCUGGGGAUGACCUCUGGAGGUCACGCUCAGGUCAGAGGUCAGGUGGGUGCCACCGGAACGACGCCACAGCAGGGACUCAGGCAACUGGCGCGCUUUAGGUCAAGUUACGGUAAUGCGUGGAGACGUCCAACACCGUCGAUAAGUCUGAGAACAGCUGGCCUGGGCGGCUGUCCACCGGUCCCCAGCGGACUCUACUGCCCCAGACCACCACCGGACGACUGUGAACAGGACUCAGACUGUCCUCUGGGACAGCUCUGCUGCAGAAAAGGCUGCAAUCGACAGUGUACGGAGGCAGCACGGCCGGGCCGGUGUCCGUCGAGUGAGGCGGAGUUGGAGGAACGAGACGCCCUGCUGCGCGAGCUGGUACCGUGCCGACCCAGUCGGCCCGAACAGCUCGAGUGUCCGACCGCGCUGAAAUGCUGCCAGCUGGCCGGCAACCACUUCUGUCUGCCGCCAGUACCGGAGAUCACUGCAGCCGUCCAGGCGGCCGUCGUGGCUGAAGAUCCGACUGCCCCGAAGCCCGGCGGCUGUCCCCACGCACCCCUGGAGCGGCUGAGGUGCCGGCAGCCGAAGCGGAAUCUCUGUCUGUGGGACAGUCACUGUGGGGGCCGCACCAAGUGCUGUCCGAGCGGCUGUGGCCUGGUGUGCCAGCCACCGGCGCGGCCCGGCUCCUGUCCGGCCAUCUCCUGGCACGUGGCCGUCCGCUGCUGGAGGGACGGCAGACCCAAGUGCUACCGGGCCAACGACCACCAGUGUCCGCAGGGACUCAAGUGCUGCCACAACGGCUGUGUCUUCUCCUGCGUUCCGCCAGACGAGGUGCUGUCGACCAAAGCGGGGUUCUGCCCGCCACCCUCCUUCAUCGACGACUUCCGGCCGCCCUGCCGCGGCUCGUCAAGGGUCAACGUUUGCGACGCGGACGAUCACUGUCCGGGUCCGAAGAAGUGCUGCCCGUCGCUCUGCUCCCGGCAAUGUGUACUGCCACUAAUCGAAUAUCGGUGACCGGCGUUGGACGAUGAGUUCUAAAUGAUAGCGUGACAGCCAUAGACACAACAGUGCCUAAGCUGGAGUCAAGAAUCGCAUCGCAAGAGCAAGAUCCUCACGUCGGCGCCUGCACAUGACAAAGUCGACCGCGGACCGAUGGUGUGUUUGUCAGGGUCGGACUGAUGAGAUAUGGGUGGAACAACUGGUGUACCUAUAGCUUGGAUUAUUUGUUUGUUUAAAUGAAGAGUUGUGUCAAAAAAAAACUUUCCAAGCCUAUGGUAGAUGAAACUUGAAAGCCAUUGUCAUUAUGCUCUGAGCGAAGGAAACAAGACAUUUCCUUCGCUUCAAAAGGUCUAUAAAAUGAACCACUCGGAGCUGCAUAUCAGCUUGUAUGGUUCUUCGCAAACUGGCAUCCAGACGUCUAAAAAGACUGGUAUCCAGCCAAAGCUGUAUGAUGAACUGCUGCAGCUGAAACUGUACCUUUGCAGUGUGUACACUGUCUUUUGCAGACUGCUUUAGCAAGUAAUAACCUUGUUUGUUUGGAAAUGUGAAAGAUGUUUGCUGUCAUUCUGAUCUGAGACGCAUUUAGAUGUGCUAUUUCUGUGCCAGCUGCUGCCGAGUAUUGGUAAGUCGUUUGUUGAAUAGUUACGGCAGUUAAGUGGCUAUUGAAAGCGUUUCCAGUUGUACCUUAUUGAGGUGUUUUUGCAGGGUAACACCAGGUAAAAUGUCGUCAUCUGGUUAGUUUCUAGAUUAGUUUUAACAAUUGAAUAUUUGCGACGAAUGAUGAGGUAAAGUCAUCCAUUGUGAUAACACUCGCACCAUUCGUGAUGUGAUACCAGUGAUCAGUUGCUAAUAGAUGUGAAACGGUUUUUAGAAUCUUUAAGAAUUUUAGGAAGUGAUUUUGAUGCGUCUCGUCAGCAGACCAUGAGUGUUAUAUAACGUUUUAACAUUUCUGUAACAACAAUAAUAAACAAGCAAAUACUGCCUCGUUUUAA
This is a messenger RNA of Amphibalanus amphitrite, 2188 nucleotides long. Its product is annotated as WAP four-disulfide core domain protein 3-like. Bases 183 to 1211 code for a protein of 342 amino acids. Gene Ontology annotation, cellular component: extracellular region. Lineage: Eukaryota; Metazoa; Arthropoda; Thecostraca; Balanomorpha; Balanidae. The transcript is spliced from 7 exons. Gene Ontology annotation, molecular function: peptidase inhibitor activity. The record is from RefSeq and is a predicted model, not a curated record.